AUGGCUUAUUACCUUCAUUUUCUGCUCUUGCUCUCUUUAUCUCUUCAUCUCAUCAUUUUUGUGUCUGCGGAAGAUGAUGACCAGUCAUCUACAGUUCAAACUCAAACUCAACCUCGACCUCGGCCUCGACCACCCACACCUACCCCUAGGCCAACUAAGUUUGUUCUGUACGUGCAGAAAGAUGGUGCUACCAGUCUCCACGUAACCCAGAUAUUCAAGAGAACCCCUUCAAUUGCACUCCCCUUUGUGGUAGACCUAAACGGGGAGUUUUUAUCAGUCAAUUGUGAGAACAGGUACGUGUCAUCGACUUUCAAUACCCCUAUAUGCCGCUCAGCUCAAUGCUCAAGAGCCAACACCCACACGUGCCGUACGUGCCCUCGCAGAACCCCCAGCUUCCCCAUGGCUGGACCUGGUUUUUGUCAAGUCAAUGCAUGCGCGGUCAUGGCUGUGAACCCGGUCACCCAACAAAGCGCCAUGGCAGAGCUUGCAGAGGAUGUGCUCUCUAUCCCAUCAGCCCUAGGCUCAAGCCCAGGUCCAAUGGCCACAGUCCCUCAGUUCCUCUUUGCAUGCGCACCUUCUGCCUUACUGCAACGAGGACUACCCCAAAACGUCCAAGGCAUUGCUGGAAUGAGCCCCUCUCGAAUAUCGCUUCCUUCCCAGCUUGCUUCCAACUUUGGCAUCCCACCUAAGUUCGCCAUCUGCCUCGCUUCUGGGUCGGGCCAAAACGGUGCCAUUUUCUUCGGCGAGGGGCCGUACGUAACGUUGCCUGGCACCGAUGUGUCCCAGAAACUCAUCUACACUCCACUAUUUAUAGGUCAGCAAGGAGAGUACUUAAUGAACGUCCAAGCCAUCCAAAUAAACAAUAAUAUCGUUCGACUCCCUCCUGGACUUCUUUCUAACCAAGCCAUGCUCAACACCGCAACUCCCUACACAAUCGUGCAUCAGCUUAUCUUCACAGCUCUCACUCAGCUCUACAUGACGCAGCUCCCGGGAGCGCCACCAGUUCUCGCGGUGGCGCCGUUCGGGCUGUGUUUCAAUGCAAAUAAUAUAACUCACACCCAGAUGGGUCCGGCGGUGCCUAGCAUUCAGCUUGUGUUGGACAACCAGCAGGUUAUGUGGACAAUCUCUGGCCAAAACGUGAUAGUUCAGGCACGUCCGGGAGUUAUGUGCUUGGCCAUUGUGAACGGUGGGCUGAACCCUAGAGCUCCAAUAGUUAUUGGGGCACACCAGAUGGAGGAUAACCUAGUACAACUGGAUUUGGUGACCUCGAGGAUUGGCUUCAGCAACUCGCUGUUGCUCCAGAGGGCCAACUGUGCCAAUUUCAACUCAUAA
Messenger RNA from Argentina anserina (silverweed cinquefoil), 1332 nucleotides. RefSeq names its product gamma conglutin 1-like. Gene Ontology annotation, molecular function: aspartic-type endopeptidase activity. Bases 1 to 1332 code for a protein of 443 amino acids. Lineage: Eukaryota; Viridiplantae; Streptophyta; Magnoliopsida; Rosales; Rosaceae. Gene Ontology annotation, biological process: proteolysis. The record is from RefSeq and is a predicted model, not a curated record. The transcript has a single exon.